GCCAGCACGAGGCAUCUUUACAAUGGAACACUCGUUUUCAGCAAAUCGGUAAAUGUAAGCGUGAAUUCUCCGGUUAGUCCUUUCUGCUGCCCUUUCUCCACCUUUCGGCCCUACCCCUGCGAGUCGAUAACGCGAUCCGUCAACCCCACGGAGCCCCAGAACCCCACCCCGCUCUCCAUUCCCGCGCAGGGAUUGUCUCGCGGGAGCCUUUUUCGCGACCAGGAGCAAGCUUUUAGGCGUUGGCCUGAGCCGACGAAUGAAUGUCGCAAAAACCGCGAAAGCUACAGCGCGUCUCCAAGGCCUGCGACUUCUGCAAUCGCCGCAGCAUCAAGUGUGUCAAGGGUGAAGACCCACUAGGCCGAUGCCAGAACUGCGCAGACUUCGAUGUCCCAUGCACCUACGAUCGCCCUGCUAAAAGGCGAGGCGUCAGAGCCGGGGCCAAGGUGAAUGUACGGGAGACGCCCGUUCUAGGAGUGUCGGGAGACUCGCCUCCGAUCGGUCGAAUUCCUGCGCCACAUAGGGCCUCUGGAUCAUCUGCGGCUAGGAACUCCGUGUAUCAGGAGACGGCGUCCCGGCCAUCUUUGACAGGGGAUCCUUGGACCUCUUUUAACACGGGGUGGUCGACGACCGAGGGAUACGAUGACGACGGUGCCCUCCAUAACUCAUGGAAAGCCUUCGCUAUCGCCAGUGAUCAGCAGAUCAGGAACCUUGUCCAGGUGUACUUUGAGAUUGUCUAUCCUAUAUUCCCUCUCUUUCAUAAGCAGUCCUUUAUCGAGAGAAUUAAUAAUCACGAGCACCUCAGAAACCCAGGGUUAUUCGCCUCCACUAUGGCGGUAUGUGCAUUGGUUUCAGGGCGGGCGCGCGACGGCGCUUUAUACUCGACUCGAUGGCACCGCGAAGAGCUCCUCGAGCCCCCGUCAGAGGCCUUUUACACAGCUGCCAAGGAUUCGUUCCCAAAGGAUCUGGCACUCGCAAGAGGCUUUGAUUAUAUGCGAGCGUGUGCAAUACUCGCAAUUGCUAGUAUCCAAAAUGGCCAAAUCAAGAACUUGCAAAAGUAUUCUGGCAUAUAUUACACUUUGACGACUAUGGAGGGACUUCACGAUGAGAAGCUUUGGCCGAAGGAUAUCGGGCCUAUUGAGACCGAGGAGCGGCGGAGAUUGUUCUGGUCAAUCUACACCUUGGAUAUCUACGCGAGCAUUGUAUGGGGAGGCAUCAUCCGAUACCGCGAAGCUCAUUCUCUAGUACGCUAUCCUAGCGAGGUGGACGAUGAAUUCAUUACACCUUAUGGCUACGGCCUACCUUCGGUAUCGCCAGAGUCUAGUACACUCAGCCAUGGCGAUAGUCCGAUUGUGUCUCGGCAACCAGUAUCAUGGAUGCACGGCUGGAAUUUCACGACUGAUCUAUAUCGAAUGCUCGAGCACGUGGUGGAUGGCACUCGACGCCGAUUUUCUUCCGCUAACGGUACCACCGAAGUAUGGCCUCUAUUUGGCCCGGUAUUCAUGUCAGAGCCGACUGUCAUGGAGCGAGUUCUUUCGAUGUAUAAUGCUUUACCGCCGCAAUUUCGUGAGACCCCGCCAAUAACUGGGGACAUGAGCAAGGAUCUGUUUGGCUUCCAGUCUGCCAAUAUUCAGGCGACUCUGCAGCUUCUCCGAAUGGUUCUGUUAUCUGCGGAGGAGAUCGGGGUCGAUCGGAAGUGCGAUGUGGCUGGCGAGCUGCUAAGCGUAUUCUCCAACGUUCCGAUCGAGUAUUUGAAGGCCAUUAGUUCACCGUUGCUUCAUCACCUUGGGGGGAUUGGGUACAUCCUUGGUUCAGUCAUGGAGGGAAGUCUGUCCUACACCUCCUAUCAGAGGAUACGGACAUUACUACUGGAAUUGGCAGACCUCCUCCACCGUCUGGAGACAGGCCUCCACCGCUCAGCAGGUGCCAGCCAACGCCUACGCUCCCAGGUUGACCGAAUCGACGGGUACAUGCGUACAUCCCAGCUAGCCAAUUUCUCAGUACCGCCAGCGCCUCCCAAUGGCGCUUCCUCUGUACAGGUAAAUACCAAGCCGGAAGCAAUGGUACAACAGACCGUUUAUUCUCAAUCCGAUCCAACUCCGGUGGGCGCAGGUGUGGGGGAUGAUUUGAUGGAGUUCCAGUUGCCACCGGAGCUCCUAACAAAUUGGCCAUGGCCGCUUGAUAAUUCUCAUUCAGAGGGGUUUCUACCUUUGGCAUUUGAAAUGUGAGGGAUGAAUAUUCAGUGUGUUGCCAUUGAUCCAAUGUGCAAAUAAUGAGGACGCGGGUUUGUUUAUCGGGUAGUUGAGAUUGUAGUGUAAUAUAGCUCCAUUGCGAGUUUCUGGACUCUGUCCAUUUCAGUUAGCAGUUGAGGAUCAGGACCGGAAUCAUGAAUGCCCAAACAAUCGAAUUGAACUAUCAAGCUAA
Molecule: messenger RNA, 2421 nt
Organism: Penicillium brasilianum
Lineage: Eukaryota; Fungi; Ascomycota; Eurotiomycetes; Eurotiales; Aspergillaceae
Source: the annotation of a GenBank genome assembly